AUGGAGCGAGAUUUCUUCCAAUUUGUUCGUAAGUGCCAUCAGUGCCAAAUUCAUAGCGACUUGAUCCACUCACCCCCUUUAGAGUUGCAUCCUAUGUCUGCUCCAUGGCCUUUUGUUACAUUGGGAAUAGACGGUAUUGGUCCAAUAGAGCCAAAAGCUUCUAACGGUCAUCGGUUUAUUUUAGUUGCCAUCGAUUACUUUACCAAAUGGGUAGAAGCUGUCACGUUCAAAUCAGUUACUAAGAAAGCGGUGGUGGACUUCGUUCAUUCCAACAUCAUAUGUCGUUUUGACAUACCAAAAAUCAUUAUUACAGACAAUGCAAUGAAUCUCAACAGCCACUUGAUGAAGGAAGUUUGUGAGCAAUUUAAAAUUGUUCAUCGUCAUUCAACCCCUUAUCGUCCCAAAGCAAAUGGGGCUGUUGAAGCUGCGAAUAAGAACAUCAAGAAGAUUCUUAGGAAAAUGGUGCAAGGAUCUAGACAGUGGCAUGAGAAAUUACCCUUCGCUCUCAUGGGAUAUCGCACGACUGUUCGUACGUCAGUCGGUGCAACUCCUUACUUAUUGGUUUAUGGAACUGAGGCUGUCAUACCCGCAGAAGUUGAAAUCUCUUCUCUUCGAACCAUUGUUGAAGCAGAAAUCGAGGAUACAGAAUGGGCGAACUAUGGCGAAAAUGAAGAAGAGAGUGUUGUGAGUGAUAUACCGUGGUUUCACGGAAAUCUGUUCAAAGAUGUACGCGAAGGUUUUUGA
Messenger RNA from Solanum pennellii, 744 nucleotides. RefSeq lists its product as uncharacterized. NCBI's taxonomy places the organism in Eukaryota, Viridiplantae, Streptophyta, Magnoliopsida, Solanales, Solanaceae. Gene Ontology annotation, molecular function: nucleic acid binding. The record is from RefSeq and is a predicted model, not a curated record. Gene Ontology annotation, biological process: DNA integration. The coding region runs from base 1 to 744 and encodes 247 amino acids. The transcript is spliced from 3 exons.